Messenger RNA from Manduca sexta (tobacco hornworm), 1653 nucleotides. Its product is annotated as tubulin beta chain. Gene Ontology annotation, biological process: microtubule cytoskeleton organization; mitotic cell cycle. Gene Ontology annotation, molecular function: GTPase activity; GTP binding; structural constituent of cytoskeleton. The transcript is spliced from 11 exons. NCBI's taxonomy places the organism in Eukaryota, Metazoa, Arthropoda, Insecta, Lepidoptera, Sphingidae. The record is from RefSeq and is a predicted model, not a curated record. Gene Ontology annotation, cellular component: cytoplasm; microtubule. Bases 151 to 1506 code for a protein of 451 amino acids.
UCAACUUUCCAAGAUCUCGACCGAUUUUCUCAAACUACUUUCUCAUACAUAAUAUAUUUUCACACAAACAACGUAUAAAACAAACAGUACCACGUGGGGUAGAGUGCGGUAACUAUUAAAAACAGUGCUCUCUAAUUGAAUUAAAUAAAAAUGAGGGAAAUAGUGCAUUUGCAAGCCGGUCAGUGCGGUAAUCAGAUUGGCUCUAAGUUCUGGGAGAUAAUAUCGGACGAGCAUGGCAUCGACACCACAGGACACUACCGCGGGGAUAGCGAGCUACAACUGGAGAGGAUUGGAGUUUACUACAACGAAGCUGCUGACGGCAGGCGCUACGUACCCCGUGCUGUGUUGGUAGAUCUGGAGCCUGGCACCAUGGACGCCAUCAGGUCUUCAACUUACGGCGCUCUGUUUCGCCCUGACAACUACGUGUUUGGACAGAGUGGAGCUGGUAACAAUUGGGCCAAAGGUCACUACACAGAAGGUGCUGAGUUAGUAGAGUCUGUGAUGGAUGUCGUGAGGAAGGAAGCGGAACCGUGCGACUGUCUCCAAGGGUUCCAACUCACACACUCACUGGGUGGAGGCACGGGCUCCGGUCUUGGCACCUUACUCCUCAGCAAGCUUCGAGAGGAGUACCCUGACCGCAUCGUCAACACCUUCAGUGUCAUGCCUUCGCCUAAAGUCUCAGACACGGUGGUAGAACCCUACAACGCGACGCUCUCAGUUCACCAGCUGGUAGAGAACACGGACGAGACGUUCUGCAUCGACAACGAGGCUUUGUAUGACAUCUGCUUCCGGACUCUACGCCUCGCCUCGCCUACUUACGGAGACCUGAACCAUCUAGUGUCGCUGACUAUGUCCGGCGUGACCACGUGCUUGCGGUUCCCGGGACAGCUGAACGCGGACCUCAGGAAGCUUGCUGUCAACAUGGUACCCUUCCCACGGCUGCACUUCUUCAUGCCUGGUUUCGCCCCCCUGACCGCCCGCAACUCGCAAGGCUACCGCGCGCUCACCGUUCCCGAGUUGACUCAACAGAUGUUCAGCCCGAUCAACAUGAUGGCCGCGUGCGAUCCGCGACACGGCCGGUACCUCACCGUGGCAGCUAUAUUCAGGGGACGGAUGUCCAUGAAGGAAGUGGAUGAGCAGAUGCUCAGCGUGCAGGAUAAGAACUCCAGCUACUUCGUGGAAUGGAUUCCGAAUAACGUGAAGGUGGCUGUGUGUAACGUUCCGCCGCGCGGUCUCAAGAUGGCCGCCACGUUCGUGGGCAACUCGACCGCCAUACAGGAGAUAUUCAAACGGAUUUCGGAACAAUUCACCGUUAUGUUCAGAAGGAAGGCCUUCCUCCACUGGUACACGGGGGAGGGAAUGGACGAGAUGGAAUUCACAGAAGCGGAGAGUAACAUGAACGACUUAGUUUCAGAGUAUCAGCAGUAUGAGGAAGUUGGAGUGGAUGAUGGGGAAUUUGAGGAACAAGAAGAAAUGCCCGGAGAAGAAUAUGCCGAAGAAGAAUAAUUUAUUAUUUAUUAUUAAAAAACUCAAUUUUAUUUAACGGUUUUUGUUGUAUACUUCUUAUCUCUAUUUUAUUAUUUAAAGCUUCAUAAAUGUUAGUAAUAGUAUCUUUUUCUACACUAGUACAAUCUAUUAUAUCUGUCUCUUUGA